AUGUCCACAACAAAUUCUAGCCAAAUGCAUUCCCAGACCGAUCAUCAUCAUUCAAGCAACACUAAAACAUAUCGCAAUCCAUCCCUUACCGUAGAUGCCAUUGUUCCCGUACGUGUUCAUCAAUCGCAUAACAUUGAUGAUGAAGGCUCGUUUCAUAUUUGUCUCAUCACCAGAGCAAGAGAUCCUUUCAAAUCAUGUUUAGCUUUCCCUGGUGGUUUUGUAGACUAUGGUGAGGAUCCCGAGAUUGCAGUAUUACGAGAAUUGGAAGAAGAAACACAUUUGAAAGUUUCUGAAAGCAAGACGCUCGAGGAGGGUAGAAAGAAUCUUCAACUGAUCACAGUUGCAGGUAAUCCACAACGAGAUCCUCGUCGUCACACAGUCUCAGUUGUUUAUGCAGUAAAACUGGAAGGUCCAUAUGCAUUACGUAAUUUGAAAGCUGACGACGAUGCCGAAUCAGUAAGCUUUUAUCCUUUGAGUUCUCUUGUCAAAGGUGUUGAAUAUCAAUUGGCUUUUGAUCAUCAAAUGAUUUUGGAAAAGUUUGCAAAAUGGUUUAAUGACGUUGGAAAAGACCAGGAAUUUUAUUAUGAAAUGGAGGUGGACGAACAUUUAUAA
Molecule: messenger RNA, 612 nt
Organism: Naegleria lovaniensis
Lineage: Eukaryota; Heterolobosea; Eutetramitea; Acrasida; Naegleriidae
Exons: 2
Coding region: 1-612 (203 amino acids)
Molecular function (GO): hydrolase activity
Source: RefSeq, a predicted model, not a curated record